Phalacrocorax carbo (great cormorant) is the source of this 6027-nucleotide messenger RNA. NCBI's taxonomy places the organism in Eukaryota, Metazoa, Chordata, Aves, Suliformes, Phalacrocoracidae. The record is from RefSeq and is a predicted model, not a curated record.
CAGCGGCCACGGAGAGGCGGGGGCGACGGCGGAGGCAGGCCGGGGAAGGCGGCGAGGGUUGCCCCCCACCGCCCGGGCACGGCGUGAACCUGCGCCCCGCGGACAGAACUUUGCUGCUGAAAGAGGAAGGUGGGGGGGGGGUAAAAAAAAAAAAAAAGGAAAAAUAAAAAAUAAUAAUAACAAAGCAAGCGCCCCCCCCCCUCCGCAGCUGCCCCGGAGGGAUGAGGCGACGGGCGGCCGGCGGGAGCCCGGCCCGGCUGCGGGCAUGACCCGGGGCCGGAGCGGGGCUGAGCCCGCAGCGGUGUGAGCGCUCGCCCCGGGAGGGCCGGGCCGGGGCGGCGGGGCCGCCUCCCGCCCUGCCCAGCCUCCGCGCAUCCUCCGGCACCGCCUGCGCCCAGCCCAGCCCAGCCGAGCCGAGCCCAGCCGGGCCGGUGGGUCCGAAGCGUGCCGAGUCGGUGUGAUCCGAGCCGUGCCGAGCGGUAGGAUGAGGGGCGUCCUCUACUUCUGCACGCUGAUCCUCCUGGAAGGUAUGGCGGAAGCUGUCAGCUCGAGCAGGGACUGCCUUCAGGCAGGCGAGUCCUGCACCAACGACCCCAUCUGCAGUGCCAAAUUCAGAACCCUCCGGCAAUGCAUCGCCGGCAAUGGAGCCAACAAGCUGGGCCCCGACGCCAAGAGCCAGUGCCGGAGCACCGUGACGGCCCUGCUUUCCAGCCAGUUGUACGGCUGCAAGUGCAAGCGAGGCAUGAAAAAGGAGAAGCACUGCCUGAGUGUCUACUGGAGCAUCCACCACACAUUGAUGGAAGGCAUGAAUGUACUGGAGAGUUCCCCUUAUGAGCCAUUCAUCAGGGGCUUUGAUUACGUCCGGCUGGCAUCCAUCACGGCAGGAUCUGAGAACGAGGUGACCCAGGUGAACCGGUGUCUGGACGCUGCCAAAGCCUGCAACGUGGACGAGAUGUGCCAGCGGUUGCGGACGGAGUACGUCUCCUUCUGCAUCCGGCGCCUGGCCCGGGCCGACACCUGCAACCGCUCCAAGUGCCACAAGGCUCUGCGCAAGUUCUUCGACCGCGUGCCGCCCGAGUACACCCACGAGCUGCUCUUCUGCCCCUGCGAUGACACGGCCUGUGCCGAACGCCGGCGGCAGACCAUCGUUCCUGCCUGCUCCUAUGAGUCCAAGGAGAAGCCCAACUGCCUGGCGCCUCUGGACUCUUGCCGGGAAAACUACGUCUGCAGGUCACGCUAUGCAGAGUUCCAGUUUAAUUGCCAGCCGUCCCUUCAGGCUGCGAGCGGCUGCCGGAGGGACAGCUAUGCUGCCUGUCUGCUGGCAUAUACAGGGAUCAUAGGCAGCCCCAUCACACCCAACUACAUCGACAACUCAACUUCCAGCAUAUCUCCCUGGUGCACGUGCAAUGCCAGCGGCAACCGGCAGGAAGAGUGUGAGAGCUUUCUCCACCUCUUCACCGACAAUAUCUGUCUCCAAAAUGCCAUUCUGGCUUUUGGCAAUGGGACCUACCUGAACGCAGCUGUGGCCCCAUCCAUCCCCCCCACCACACAGAUGUACAAGCAGGAGCGAAAUGCCAACAGAGCCGUGGCGACCCUCAGAGAGAACAUCUUCGAGCACCUCCAGCCCACCAAGGUGGCUGGAGAGGAGAGGCUCCUGCGGGGCUCCACUCGUCUGUCAUCAGGGACCUCCAGCCCAGCGGCUCCCUCCUGCUGGGCAGCCUCUCCGCUGCAGAUGUGGCUUCUCCCCGCUCUUGCUGUGCUGAGCCUCUUCGUGAUGUGAAGCAGGGCGGGCACACGCCAGGCAGAGACUCUCUUUGUGUUGGUUUCUUUACAAAACAACCAGACCAGUAACUUUUUCGGGGGGUGGGGGGGAAGGAGGGAGGCGAUGGGAAGGAGAGGUGGGCAUGUGGGCAUCCCUUCCUCCUCCUCACCUGUCUGCCAAUUUAUUUGAUUUUAUACAAUCAGCAUCGUCAACAACCAGCGCAUUCUUGGUCCUGGCCACCUUUCCACCCCACAGCUUGGUUGUUGUCUCUCCAGCUCUCUGUGGAUGGGGUCAGAGACGUGGACAAUUCCCUUGGAAAAGGAGAAGGAGAGAGUUGAGCCAAGAAAUGAGACCCGCAAAGGAAAUGCUUUUGCCUGCCCCAGCCAAGGGGGGAGAGACUUUUGAUGGAUGAGCAGUCAGGAAGUUCCCUGAAGCCCUGACUCACGUUGGGGGGCUCUUGACAGGACACAUCAAGCAAUGUGGCGUUCAGACUGUCUCCAGGGUUGCUCAGGACCUGAAGGACAUCCCACCUGGUUCAGACUGAAGAAACCAGAGCACCGGUGAGAAGGUGGUUGGUUUUGUUCACUGGAGAGGGUUCUGAAGUACCUCUGGGGUGGACCAAGUCACUACAAACUGGCUGGUGGGGAUUAUCCACCGCUUGAAACCAUGGCCGGCGUGCAAUCAGCAUGCAACUCCAAGCUAUUAUCUAGCCCUCGGGGCCCUCCUUUUUAGAGAAACAUGUGUCAUGUAUCGAUGGUGUUCAGGAAGAAACACGUGUGUUGCGUUUUGUUUACGGCUGGCUUUCUUCGUGUCCCAACCCAGCGUCUCUAUUCACUAGUCCUGUAACGUGUUUGGGGUACGUAAUUUUUUUUGCCACAUCCAAACAACCAGAGGCCAAUGUUGUCCCACUCCAAGCUAACCUUUCCCCAUGAGGGAUGAAUGUGUGAGCCCGUGGGCAGGACUCGAUGUGAGCCCAACGCAACCCAUUCUCACAAGUUACCUGUGCGUCCGCCGGUCUCGCAGAGAGGCAGAGGGUCUUCAGUCAGGGCAUUUCAUCAGUUUUCAUGGGAAGAGAUAGGAUAGAAAAGGUUUGCUAGAUACCACCCUGGGGACAUAAAUAUCCAGCCCAUUUGUGGAAAGGCCAAGUCAUGAAUCAUGUCAUGGGUGGGGAGAGGAUUGCUAUGGUUCCCCUCCUUGAAGAACUGGCAGAGGCAAAUGCUUGUGUCCCGGUUAGCACGUGAAGGACAUUGCCUCCUGUCAAGUCCUAGUUCCUCAGUCAAGAGGUCAUUUAAGCAAAGGCUGGUGAAGUGACCAGUUCUACUGAGCUGCAACCAGAGCCCAGCUGGAGGGUGAGGACAAAUGUCUCUCUGGUGUCUCGGCCACAGGGGGGCAGAUGUGUGACCUUGGGCUACUUGAGCACUUGGGGGUCUUCCCUCAAGGGGGUGAGCUGAGGACUCCUAGUGCCUUCUUGGGGGGCUGAACCCCUCACUAGAACAAGCCAAGAAAGAAGAUGGUAAGGAAGGGUGAGAAGGUUUCUCAGGAUAAGCGCUUACCCAGGGUGACCGCCACGGGAGGCACAGGAGUAGCUCCAGAUUCUCCCUGAGUAUUUAGGCCUGGGCUUUUCAGCAGCCCAUUUAUUCCUCGGUUUGUGCUCCUCCAAGGAACAUUGUUAGUUCCUCAGCAUUCAGAUCUGUAGAAAGGCUUAGCAGCAGCUGACGCAGCAAAGUCCAGCGCCUUUUAUUGCCAUUCCCUGCAGAUCACCUUCCAUCGUUUAUUGCUUCAGAUUUUGCUGGGAAACAGCAGCAACUUUCUUGGGCUUUGUUCCAAUAUGAAACCACUCUUGGUUUCGGCUGAACACCUGUGGAUAUGUAAGACAUGCACAGAAACCCUCCUGCCUGCAUCCUAUCCAAAGCUCUGCUCCUCGAGGUCCUUGGGGCCGUAGCACCUGGUUGUCCUAAUCCAGGGCUGUGUAAAGGAACGUGCCAAGAUCCAAGUCUUGUGGGCAGGGUGCGAGGUCACACCCCGAACUGAAACUCGCAUGUGAGAUCUUCACGGCUAAGCGGCUCAUGCGGAUCAGAAAAGCAGGCAGGGAAGUCUCUUACCUCCCUACAAAGUGCCAUAGCCAUCGCUGCAUUGCUGUGAACAUCUCCCCUUUAGCCAGGACAUCGGUGUCCUCCGGAGAGGUCUGGAGACCGUGGAGCCCUCUGUGCACCAAGUGACACGACUACUAGCUGCAACGCUGCAAAACCUGUGUCCACAGAGCCACACGUGAGCAAGGGAUUAAACCCUGAUGCUCAGCCCUUCAAAGGCAAGGAACUACCUCAACAUCAUGAGGUCAGGCUGUGAAUUGCCUUCUUCUGCCACUUCCCGUUCACGUCGUGUAGUCGCGCCCUGCUCUUCUACACCUCUGGCCCCGGCAAGCCUGUCUCCACCAGCCUUUAAUCUUGCGUGAGCUGAGUCUCUGCAUAGGAUGGGCAUGCAAGUGCCAGCUUCUUUCCAGGAGUACCCACUCCUGCAGUCUCUCAUGGCUCCACUCCUGCAUCUCUUGUAACUCACUGGAGGCGAUGCUGAAACGCCACUUUGCCGUUUCCUUCUCUGAUUGAGAGCCAGCAGAGACAGGCUUUUCCUAGGUGGUCAGGAUGAGUGGCAACCCCACUUCAGCUCUCCCUUCGGGCUGGUGUGUUAUGAAAAAUAGAUGUGGAUGAUCCUAUUCAUAGACUACAGGGGAUGGAGAAGACCUCCAGAGGUUACCUUGUCCAUUACCAUGUCCCACGGCAGGACCAAUGGUUUGUUUACACUUUCUGGCAGAUUCCUUUUAAAUGAUUUUUUAAUAAUUUCAGUGAGUGACAUCAUCAUCUCCCCUGGAUUUAUAUCUUGCUUUCAAGACUCCUUAGGCUGUUAGUUUCCUCUAAGCUGAUGCUGAGAGAUCAUGGCCUGAUCACAGGCCAAUGAGACCCUCAAUUCCCAUUGCGGCGUCUUCUCAAGUCCCGAGUUUUGGAAGGAUGGCAGACCAACAGUGCCCCAAGGCUGUGGAAGGUGACAGCCAACUACCAUGGAACAUAUCACAGAGGCGUUGCAUGAGAAGCUCAAAAAACACGGCAACGGUCUGCCGGGAUCCUUGCAAACCCUGCCGUGAGUUACUCUAAAUGGGUGUCUGCUAGAGGGGUUUCCUCCCUGUGCCCUCGAUUGGGGGACCUCAAAAACAUCUGUGAAGCUGAGGUUGUAGGUCUGAAAACGCACUCCCUGUCCUCAGCCUUUGUCCUGUGCUGUGAGUUUGGAUACAGCGUGCUUCAAGCGCCGUCCCAGGCCAGGUCCUGCACUGCUGGGGGUUCCCCAUGGUCUGGGGAUGCUUUGACGUGAAGGGAAUAAGGCACAGAGCAAUGAGCCUCUUGCCCAGCAGGAAAGAGCCAGGGGGUUGGGAUGGGCAGUCAUGUUACACAGAAUUAAAAAAAAAAAAGUAAUCCACACAUCUGCAUGACUUUUUCCUGAUCAUUUCACCCUUUUGGCCAAUACUUAGUGCCAAUUCUCCCUCCAAGCCUGUUCAUGAAUCAAACUUUGCAAAUAAAAAGGAUGUUUUUUGAAGCAGUCCUUCUGGAGGAAGGAAACCCAAUUGCAUUCCUCCCCACCCGCAAACACAUACGUGCACGGGCCAUUUCUUUUCCCUUGUGAAAAAUCAGUAAUUUUUUUUUUUAAAUGAAAUUUCAUCUCUUUUGAACUCUGUGAAGUGAACCAUGGAUCUUCAUUUUUGAGCCUCUUGACUAGCCACCAAAGACAUAGCAGCUGCUUGUAAAGGCGAAGGACUGAGCGAGCCAAGAGAGAAAAAGGGAGACAAUAUUUUUUAGGAAUUACUCCAUACCUGGGGACUUUCGUAAGCACAAAGAGUCAUGGGAAAAAAAAUAAAAAGAAAAAAGAACCAGCCAAACUUUCUGUAGCCACCAAACUCUAUUACUCUGACCGCUCAGCACCGUUUCCAGCUGUUCGGCAGUCCUGAAAGCCUGUGAUAUAUUAUGUAUGUACAAAUACCACGUCGUCGUCAAAGCAAGAGCAUGAGCAGGGAGGGAGGCACCGCGGCGGGGAGCUGGUGCAGGAGCGAUAACCCCGCAGGGAGCGGGGCGACGCCAAAGGCUGUGUGCGUGCGUGUGCGCGCACGUAGGGCAGGAUGGCCGAUGUCUGCGUGAGCUCCUGGGGUAUAGCCUGUACUUAUCUCUUCUGUACAUUAAAUAUUCAAACAUAUCCAUAAAUAAAGCACACAUGCAUUUUCCUGA